Molecule: messenger RNA, 1639 nt
Organism: Kickxella alabastrina
Lineage: Eukaryota; Fungi; Kickxellomycota; Kickxellomycetes; Kickxellales; Kickxellaceae
Product: FAD dependent oxidoreductase-domain-containing protein
Exons: 1
Coding region: 88-1593 (501 amino acids)
Cellular component (GO): cytoplasm
Molecular function (GO): oxidoreductase activity
Source: RefSeq, a predicted model, not a curated record
UUUUUAUCUGCCUUGAUUGUUUUGUUUUGUUCCCCUUGCACUUUAAUUUUCCAUACCCUUAUUAUAUUUCCAUUUAUAAUUUGCAAUAUGGUCGACAGCCGAGAGACAAUAGUCGUUAUUGGCGCCGGGAUAGUUGGUGUAUCUACAGCGUAUUUUACAAUGAAGAAGCUGGUCUCAGAGCACCCGUCCUCCGCAACCCGCCCACGAGUCAUACUCCUUGAGCAGUGCGAGCCCGGCUGCAGCGCAUCGGGAAAGUCCGGCGGCUUCCUCGCCCGCCACUGGUCAGACGGCACCGACACAGAACAGCUUGCACAAUUCAGCUACGACCUGCACGCCAAGCUAGCAGCCGAACACGACGGAGCCACCAAGUGGGGCUACCGACCGCUGGACACCUUUUCUGCCGAAAUCGACCGCAUCCCCGUGGCACCCUCCAAGCAACGCAAGAAGGGGCACCAAAGGACAGAGUCCGAAUCCAUCGUGACCUCCAUCGAGGUCAUUGCGCCGCAGCCGCAUUUGUUGUCGCCCUUUGCCACAAAUUACUCGUGUUCGGGGACGCCCAGCGCCCUUGAGGAUAUCCAGACCAGCACGCAUGCGUCGAUCUCGGUUCCAGACUUACAGGCUGUCAAGAGUGUGCCGCCGGAGACUGUGCCGUGGCUUAAAACCAACGUUUUGACGAAUCUGCGCCAGGUCGGUGGCACUGGAAAUACCGCGCAGGUUGAUCCGCUGAAACUCACGCGGGCGAUGCUCGCUGAGGCUAAAGCACUGGGACUCGAGGUUGUCCGGGCCAAAGUUAUUGAUGUGGCCGAAACUGGAUACCGUCCGCCAGUCAUUGAGCUCUCCAUAGACAACCACCAUACUAUCUCGCAGGACAUGCUGAGCAUAAUCAAGCCAAAGACCGCCGCCCAGGUGAUGAUGGAGCUGGACGACGCGCGCAACGUCAACAAUGGCGUGUCUAGGACCACCAAGCCCUACGUUGUGGUACUCGAUCAGGUGGGGCUGGAUAUUCCCGCUGACAAGAUUGCCGUUGCCUGUGGCGCCUGGGUGACCUCGUGUCUGCGCUGGGAGGCCUUCCGCGAGGUUUCCGCCAGCCAGAUCCCCAUCCAAGGCCUGCGCGUCCACUACCUCCUGGCCAAACCAAAGGUUGAAAUCCCAGCCCAAGCGGUAUUCGCCGAAAUCAACGGCACCGUGUAUAGCGGCGAAGACGCUAUUGAGAUAUACCCGCGGCCCGACGGCUCCGUAUUUGUCUGUGGCGAGGCCCUUGACGAUCCCGAAAUGCCACCGCAUAAUCCUUUUGAGCCCGUGUACAGCAAGCAUGCGACCAGCCGGCUCAAGCAGAUUGUCAACGAUGUCAGCCAUGCACUGUCCUUUGAUGUGAUCCAGUAUGGUUUGGCCUGCCACUUGCCUGUUCAUGCGAAGGGCAUUCCGGUGAUCUCAAAGGUACCAACAACUAAGGGGUUGUAUAUUGCCGCCGGACAUGGGUGCUGGGGCAUCCUGAACGGGCCAGCCACUGGGCUUGCUGUUUCUGAGUUGCUGCUCGACGGAAAGUCCACCACGCUUGACUUGACAAACUUUAGGCUAGACAGGUGGUACUGAACAAACGAAACAAAUAAUAAACCUUAUUUAUAUUUAUAUUUCCAUA